AGCACGACUGAUGAAUUUGAGCUUUUCUUUUAGGGGAGAUUUUAGCUUUAUUACAUGAAAACAUGAAAAAUCAAAGUAAAAAAAAAAAAUGAAACGUGUAAAACGAGAACGCGGCGACCACAACACGACCAACAUAGUAUAUAUAGACACACAUAUAAUGGUAGAAUACAGCUAAGUAAAGUGAGUCAGCUCCAUAAAGGCACAAACUUUAUUUAUUUCUUAACAAGAAAAAAAAGAAAAAAAUAGAGAGAGAGUAUUUUGAUUUGAAUAUAAUGUAUGGUUGAGUCUCAUAAAUUGUUGGUUGAUAUUGAAUUUUUAUUAAAAGGGAAGGCAAGUAUCGACAAGACUAAAAUUGCUUGGUUCGAAUAAGAGUGUGAGAUUGAUUUUUACGAGAGCAGAAGGCCAUUUGUAUAAGGAUUUGGAGAAAAGAACAAACCCAAUUAAGGCCCUACGGUAAUCUCACCAAUACGUUUAUCUACCGCUUAUUCCACAAAUCUUAUCCACUUCUUUCUCUCUCUCUCUUUCUUCUGCAAUCAAUAUCUUAAUUAAUCUUCACAUUCAUUCUUUUCUCGACCCCUCUUCUUCUUCUUCUUUAUAUUUUAUUAUUAUCUUCUUUUGUUUAUAUUCGUGCGUUAUCUGUUGAGGGAGGCAGAUUGGGAGGUAGGGAGGUUGGAGGAGGAGGAGGAGAAGAAGGAAGAGGAAGGGUUGUUGGGUCUUAGGGUUUUCUUCUUGUUCUUCUUCUUUAAAACCCUCGAGUAAUCUCUUCUGUACUUAAAGACCGCACCUUUUUGAUUCCAAUCGAGGGUAUCAAUUUUUUCGUCAUUUGAGUUUGGAUAUGGCUUUGGUUUCGGUAUUUUUGGAGAUUUUCCGGAGACCCACGAUUGUGGAGGUGUUGGGUGAGCUCGUCUUGUUUAUUGCUCCUCUUUGGAUUGCGGUUUUUGUUGGGGUUGUGGUUGGUUGGGCAUGGAGACCUAAAUGGGCCAGUUUGGUGGGUAGGGAUUUGUCUGAUUGUUCGGCUUCAAAACAAGAAGCUUCUUCGUCUUCGCCACCAACAUCGUCGUCUCUCUACUUUGCUUCGAUGCCAAGCUUGAAUUCGUUAAAAUUUCAGCUGCCUAGUUGCGUUUCUUGGGGUUCUGAAGAUGGGAUUCAAGAGAAUGCUCUCGCCGAACCAGCUAUGGUCAAUUCUGAUUCUGGUUCUUCACGGCCUGCAAACGAAAUUGCUUCUAUUGUGAAUGGAAAUGAUUUGGAGCACCUUUGUCGGAUUGUUGAAGAGAAAGAUGGAGGUCCUGCUUGGAUUAAGAUGAUGGAUCGAUCCACCCAAACUAUGGGCUAUCAAGCAUGGCGUAGGGAUCCCGAGACCGGACCUCCACAAUACCGUAGCAGAACUGUGUUUGAAGAUGCCUCACCUGAGUUGGUGAGGGAUUUCUUUUGGGAUGAUGAGUUUCGAAUGAAGUGGGAUGACAUGCUUAUACAUGCAUCUAUUUUGGAGGAAUGCCCAACUACUGGAGCCAUGGUUGUUCAAUGGGUUCGCAAGUUCCCCUUCUUUUGCAGCGAUAGAGAGUACUUGAUAGGUCGUCGCAUUUGGCAAUCAGGACAGGCUUACUACUGUGUCACUAAGGGAAUACCAUACCCAUCUGUUCCAAGACGCAGCAAACCUAGACGCGUAGACUUAUACUAUUCAAGUUGGUGCAUCCGUCCAGUUGAAUCAAGGAGAGGAGAUGGCCUGAUGACUUCCUGUGAGGUCUUACUGUUUCACCACGAGGAUAUGGGAAUACCCUGGGAACUUGCGAAACUUGGAGUUCGGCAAGGUAUGUGGGGAGCUGUUAAGAAAAUUGAACCUGGCCUGCGCAAAUAUCAGAAGGCUAGAGCAUCUGGAGAACCAUUUUCAAGAUGCGCGCAUUUGGCUCAUAUUAACACGAAAGUCAGUGCCGACUACCUGAAAACAAUAGAAAAUGAUUGUCAAGAUUCAUCAGUGGUGGAAGAACACAACAACACAUUGGAGAAACAAGAAGGAAAAAGCAUACCUAAACUUCUAGUCAUCGGUGGGGCAGUUCUCCUCGCCUGCAGUCUUGAUCAGGGACUAUUAACAAAAGCAGUUAUUUUUGGGGUUGCUCGAAGAUUUGCUAAAAUCGGACGAAGGUUAUGAUCCAGGUUCCAGAAUGAUUUUUUUGCAUGUUCGGCCAUGGAAGAAAUCUCUUCAUUUGUAAAUUGUGAAAAUUGCUCAAAUGGUGGAUUUUCCCACUCAGCUACUUUCAUGAGCUACUACUACUACUACCUUCACAAGCAUUGAAGGUUAUUCUUUUUCUUAGUAUUUAUUUUUCCUUGUUUGGGCGCUAGGAAAGAGCUGUAGAAAUGACAACCCCCGCCAAUAGAGUAAACAGAAAGUGAAGAGAACAGAAAUAAUAGGUUAUUUUCCUGUAUUUAUUAUAAUAUGGAUGUCUUACAAAGUAUCCUCUGCGGCAUGAAAAAAUAACAGGUAUAAUUAUCUUUUCUAUAUACUUUUAAAGAGCUAUAUAUGUUGGGUCAAAAUUUACAUUGAGUAGCAGUGUUAUUUUAUGCUUUUGCUCUUUUUAAAGUAUGAGAUUAUGUAGUGUAAAGUGCUUUAUAUUUGGUGUAACUAUUGGGCAUCCAUGUAGUGGGGAUGAGUGUUUGUUUAGCUGAGUGUAAUUUUUGGGAACUAGUCUCAACUUUCUUAUAUCUCUAAGAAAUAUAUGUCCACUGAUGAAAACUAUGAUAAUUGAUAUAUUUUCAGUAUUUUCUUUAUUAGAUUUAAUAUAUACCAAGUAUCAGGAUGUCUAUCCACUGUCAGCAUUAUGUAAUAUUGUUAAUAAACUAAUAAUAUUUACAACAUUAGAAUA
Cannabis sativa is the source of this 2858-nucleotide messenger RNA. RefSeq lists its product as uncharacterized. Lineage: Eukaryota; Viridiplantae; Streptophyta; Magnoliopsida; Rosales; Cannabaceae. The record is from RefSeq and is a predicted model, not a curated record. The coding region runs from base 836 to 2146 and encodes 436 amino acids. Gene Ontology annotation, molecular function: lipid binding. The transcript has 6 exons.